Messenger RNA from Mercurialis annua (annual mercury), 450 nucleotides. RefSeq lists its product as uncharacterized. The record is from RefSeq and is a predicted model, not a curated record. The transcript is spliced from 2 exons. The coding region runs from base 1 to 333 and encodes 110 amino acids. Lineage: Eukaryota; Viridiplantae; Streptophyta; Magnoliopsida; Malpighiales; Euphorbiaceae.
AUGCUGCGAUGCGCUCAUCAUCUCAAAACCCUUGAUUUCUACGAGGGGAUAAGUCUUCUCUCAGAUUUCUCGGAAAAUGACGAUCUAAUGAACCCAGUGCCUCAUUGUCUAUUGAAUGAGGUCAAGAGCAUUAAGAUUAAAGAAUUUUCUGUACAUAUGAAAGCGUUGUAUGCAGUGAUGUAUUUGUUGAAGACUGCAUUAGUGUUGGACAAGAUGACGAUCAUUUGCUAUAAGAAUUCAGAGAAGCUGCAAAAGAAGGUGACUGAACUGUUAAAUCAAUUUUCAAACGGGUCAGAAAUUUGUGAGGUAAUUGUUUAUUCAGCAGAACACUAAGCGUAACACUUUAUCCUAUCUGAUAGAUCUGUAGGAAUGGUAGCAUAAACCGUCGUUCCAGAAGCAGAACCAUUUUGAGGCUUGAAUUGCCUAUCUUUGCUUGUAAAUUUUAUCACU